Messenger RNA from Synchiropus splendidus (mandarinfish), 2205 nucleotides. RefSeq names its product retinol dehydrogenase 1 (gene rdh1). The record is from RefSeq and is a predicted model, not a curated record. Bases 56 to 1078 code for a protein of 340 amino acids. Lineage: Eukaryota; Metazoa; Chordata; Actinopteri; Syngnathiformes; Callionymidae. The transcript is spliced from 6 exons.
GGAAGCCACUGCGUGCGGGUCACUCGAUGGCUUGGUGCACAUAACGGCAGCAGCAAUGGUUUCCACUGAAGAACUAGUGAAAGCUUCACUAGAGAUCAUCUUGUCUAACCCCGGCUGGUCCCUUGUGAGCUUCCUGCUUGCGUAUGUCGUCCUCUGGUGGUACAUCAGGCAGACGUCAGAGGUCGGAGGCUUCGGCCAGAAGCAUGUGGUCAUCACAGGAUGUGACAGCGGGUUUGGGAAUCUACUGGCCAGGCAGCUGGACCAGAAAGGCUUCCAGGUGUUGGCUGCGUGUCUGACGGAGAAAGGGGCGGCAGACCUGUCUUCUCUGACCUCCCCGAGACUUAAAACCCUGCUGCUGGAUGUCACUGAUACCGAGAGCAUCAGGAGGAUGGUGGAGUUCGCGAGCAAGGAGGUGGGGGAGAGAGGUCUGUGGGGUCUGGUCAAUAAUGCUGGCAGGUCCACUCCAAUGGCCCCCUCAGAUUGGAUGCAGUUGGAGGAUUUCCAAAAGGUCCUGGAUGUGAAUCUGGUCGGGCUCAUCGAGGUCACGCUCCAGUUUUUGCCGCUGCUGAAGAAAGCCAAGGGACGGGUGGUGAACGUGGCCAGCAUUAUGGGCCGACUGUCCCUCACUGGAGGGGGCUACUGUCCGUCCAAGUGGGGGGUGGAGGCCUUCUCCGACAGCCUCAGGCGGGACAUGCAGCACUUUGGAAUACAAGUCAGCAUUAUCGAACCUGGUUUCUUCAAGACUGCCGUGACCCGUACUGACCUAAUCGAAGCUGACGUGAGAAGACUUUGGACCAGCGUUCCUCAGGAAGUCAGAGACUCUUAUGGGCCGACGUACUUUGAUGACUACAUUAAAGCUCAAAACUCCUCUCUGGGCCUGCUAUGUAGUCCAGACAUCUCCAAGGUGACCAGAUGCAUGGAGCACGCUCUGUCUGCUUGCACCCCAAAGACUCGCUACAGCGCAGGAUGGGACGCCAAGUUUUUGUGGCUGCCUCUGUCUUACUGUCCCUCUUUUGUGUCAGACUUUGUCAUGAGUGUGUUGCUGCCCCCACCUAAAGCUACAGCCCAGACAAUGUAGAACAAAACAGGAGUAGUCAAUACAUGACUGGUCAUUCAUAUUCCACGUUCCAGACAGAGUCACAAAAUAGAAAAUUUAUUCAUUCAUGUCUCAGCAGCAGCAGCAAUUUAAAACCACAUAAACAUCAUUCGGAAUGAUCACAAUAUAUUUGCUCUUAUGAUAAAAAAUAGAAAAUCAUUAGUGAGUUCUUUUUUAUAUAUAAAAAAAGUCUGAUCUGUGGGUGAAGUGUCUUGUACUUCAUUACAUAAAUUAAUUUUCACAUUCAAGUAUUGGCCCAAAACGUGGCCAUUGUUAAGCAAGUCCCUCGCAAAUCAUGGAGAAGGAUCGUGUUGAUUGGAAGUCGGGAUCAUCGUGUUGAUUUUGCACACUUUGCUACUUCCUGUCUGGGGUGUUUGAGGCGAGGGAACCGUAUCAUCAGCCAAAGUUUUAGUCAAAAUAUGUGAGAAAAUCCCUGGAACUCUUACAUUGCUAAAACACAGACUUAAAUGUUGCUAUGGUAAAUGACCUUUAUGAAGGAUCCACCGAUCACAUUCCUGAUGGAAAUAUGAAAAUCUGCCUCCGCAGCCGCAGAUUUUGAUCAAAGAUAAAACAGUAGGUCUGAUUGCCCUUCCUUGUAAAAUGACUGUCUGUCCACUAAAGAGCCAAACAAGGAGGGUGUGUAGAGGUGAGAUGAGAGGAUGGGUUCACGUUUUCAAGAUGUCGAUGCUCAACGAUAGGCACUUUUCAUAUUUUCCAUUUGUGCGCAAAUAUGGACUAAAAGCACAAGCCCAGGCUCAGUUCCCUCGCCUCUGUUGAAUAGUAGAAUUUGAAUUUGCCAGCCCUGAAAGUGUUGAGGUAUAUAAGCAUGAACCGACAACAUCUCCAAUUUUGCUGUGGAAACUUCGUCUGCGUAACUGUGAAGGUACUUCUGACAAAAUCUGUCCAAAUUUACAAAUAUAUAACACAUUUAUCCACAUGUCUAUCAGCAGCGUCUGUGCAAAGAUUUACAUUUUGUACAUUAGAAUAGAGAAAAACAAGAAGAAAUGGCGUAAGAAAUGUGGAAGGCAAAGUCACGCGAGAGGCGUAUCUCUUCAUAAAUGUGUGUCUGGAUUAGAUAGUUCUACACAGUCUGCAUAAAAAAAUAAAUU